Haliotis rubra (blacklip abalone) is the source of this 2780-nucleotide messenger RNA. Its product is annotated as serine/threonine-protein kinase ATR-like. Lineage: Eukaryota; Metazoa; Mollusca; Gastropoda; Lepetellida; Haliotidae. The annotation marks the transcript as partial. The record is from RefSeq and is a predicted model, not a curated record. The transcript is spliced from 24 exons.
GUGCAGAUCAAUGACCAGCUGUAUUCACCCGAACCACCAGAGUUUGUGACUCUGUCCAGGUUCCAAGUUCCCCUGGACAAGGUCAAACAAAGUCACGUGGAGCCUGGCAAGAGUGUGGACGCAGAAGGCCUGACCCUACAGGACAUGAAGAUCAACAUAGCAGAUCCCUGUCACUGUGAACUGCUGCAGAUCAACCUCACGAAGAUAGUCCACGGAUAAGCUACAUGAGGUCUGUGUAGUGGACCAAGCACCAUGUACAGUUGCUAUGGGAUGUCUGUGCUGCCACCUGGAGUUCGGGACAUUCAGCUAAAAUAUGUUCCCUGUCCACCCUGUCUGACAUCCUCACUUCGUCUGGUCUACCCACCCUGGUUAUGGACUACUUCCUGGGCUGUGUGGCCGGGCUGUUGGAGUUCCUGCUGACUGAUUGUGAUGAUGUCCCAGAGAGCGAGUUAAAAGAACUUGAAGAAAACAGUGCUUUGAUGAUGAAUGGUCUCAUAGCAGCAGAUGCAAAGCCUUUCAAGAUAAAUCAGGUCUCUGUCGGCCAGGCUGAGGACCAGCUGAAAAGACUUGCUGACAUGGCAGUUAAACUCGGACUGACUGGUCUCCGCACUGACAACAUGAGGCAGGCGAAGUCACGCUGGAUUUGUCACCUUCUCGGAAAAUUCCCUUCUGACCUCAGACACAGUCAGCUGUUCUGCUACUAUAGACGGCAGCUUGUGAUAGCUUUGUUUGGAGUCUUUGGAUCAACAAUAUCUUACGAGUUCAUCGUGAACCCCUUGCAUCAGCUCAUUGUGAUCGAUCUUCAAGGUCAGCCACCAAAACAAGGGGAGACAACCAGGGUGGAUGUUGAGCAGGACCGGAGGGAUAAACACAAGAGACCAGGACUGUCACAGAAGCGAAAAAGGAAGCCGUCAGAUGACGAUGAGGGCAACCUGGAGAAGCAGUCCACCACCUUCAAACAGGCCAUGCAGAAGCUGAGGAUGUCUGUCAUCAACAGAAAGACAGACUACAUGUCAUGUCUGAAGAUCAUACAGACGGUGAUUGAGCUGGCAGCAAGGGGAAUAGUCCACUGCCAGAAUACAAGAGGGGAGGACCGGGGUCCAUGUGUUCUGCAGACCUGGUUAAGCAAGCAGCUCCUGCGGCAGUUCUACGAUGUCUGGGCGGAGUACUUGUUUCAUGACAAGACCAACCUGUCUCCAGCCAGCAUCAACUGUGGCAUCAACAUUAUAAUCCAGUCUGUGGGAACUCUCCUGGCGCUGCAAGAUGCAGUUCUUUCUGACAUUGACAUUCUGACAGAUUUUGCUUGGAUAUUGUCAUUGCCAUGGUUACCAAAUGACCUGUCAUGGCUUGACCUGAGGCCAGUCAGGGCCAAGGAGAUUGCCCAGCUAAGCAACACCCUGUCUGAUGUUAUUGACACAGCGACACUGUGUGAGAGUCUGCGGGUCCUGUCUCUGCUGCCCAAAGAUGUUGCUUCUAAGUGGAGGAUCCAUAUCUUCACUCAGACUUUUGCUGACAGCAGUGCAGAUAUCCGCCUAGCAUCGCUUCAGGUCAUGCCAGAAUUCCUCUUCAACCUUGGACCUAAUGGGAACCAUCUGAUUACAAACUUCUUGCACCCUCUCAUUGGGGACAAACACCAACCAAUUGUUGAAACCCUGGCCACAAAUUUAGGGGUCAUCACUUGUGUUGUCAGUCGGAAAGCAGUCUUUAAGUGUGGUGACUACUCGGCGGUCUGUGACCCCCUGUACAAGAGGUUCAGCAUCAGGUGCGCUGUGUGUGACGACUUGCAAGGAAAGACUGACGGAUGCAGCUCUCAGAAGGAGAGGUCAAAGAGUGUUGACCCAGCUCUAUUCAGUCCCUUCCUGCAGCUCCUGGAGAUAGGUGAUGUGACUAUAAAGAAAGCUUUCAUCAAGAGCAUAAGACAGAUGUUCAGCCACAUCAGCAUUCGUGCCCACAACCAAAUCACAGUGGCUAUGUUGAAUCAGUGCCUUGGCCUUGUAGAAGACACAGACCACCAAGUUAGGACACGUUUCAGCGAGGUGAUUCAGCACCUCCUGGGAGAGGAAGUGGAAGGAGAGAAGAAGGGAGGCGUGGAUAACAUCAUAAUGAACCGACUUCAGCAGGUGUACUUCCAGGCCCGGUCUGACAGCAAUAUCAGGCUCCAAGAAACUGUACUGUACACCAUCGGGCAACUGGGAAGAGUCGCAGAGAAGGACAUCCUCCUGGUGGUGCUGGUGAGCUUGCUGGAGAGCCUGCUGUCUGCCAUUCCACUCACUGCUGCCACGGCCUACCACGAGUUACAUGCUAUUGCUGAUCAUAAGAAGAUGAGCACCCAGAACCUUUUAAGCAAGUUCCGACAAGGCAUAUGCAAGUUUCUGGUGGAAGCCAUGCACGAUGCAGCCACAGGAAGCGGGGAUAACACCCCAGAGAUUAUACUACACAAGGUGGCAAGGGCUCUCAAGUACCAGGACGUCAAGACCUUCCUGCAGGGGUCUGAGAAGCACAUCGUCCCAUUCCUUGUGAGUAAGGCCACUCCAGUCGCCUCAAACCUCCUGAAGAUGAUCUCCACACUCCUGAAUAUAAAUACACGACGUCUCCUCCUGGUGCACAACAUGAAGUACAUCUUCUCCUAUCUGGUCAGACUUUGCCAGGCCGCUGAGCUGGAGAAAGCUCUGGCAUUUCUACAAAGUGAGGCCAACAUGGACCUCGGCAAGCUGAUCCGCCUCGAUUUCCAGCGGCUUCACAACGAGCUCCUGCUUCAUCUCAGCUCCAACUACCAACAG